Molecule: messenger RNA, 1711 nt
Organism: Homarus americanus (American lobster)
Lineage: Eukaryota; Metazoa; Arthropoda; Malacostraca; Decapoda; Nephropidae
Exons: 8
Coding region: 469-999 (176 amino acids)
Source: RefSeq, a predicted model, not a curated record
GUAGCGGCAGUGGCACGUGGUGGAUGUUCGGCCCCGCUCUCCCCGACCCAGCUGACCUGCUCUCUGAGUGAAACGGAGUUGUGUAGAAUACAAGAAGUCUUACACUCUCCUGCUGAAAAAAACAUGAUACAAAGACUCUGUGUGGAGUGUUUCAUAAACUAGUGUAGUGUACCACCUUUAUGAGUAUGCCUGGUGACCAACAGUGACAUUGUCAUUGACAGCAUAGUGGAGCAAGUAGCAGUGGACCGAAUCAAUCAUAGUGUGGCAUAGUAAUGGCGUCAUAAUUCUGUGGGUGACAGACAUAUUUCAGUAACUCUGAUGCACAAUGUAAACGUGAUAAUAUUGAGAGUGUACGAGGAGGAACUUCAGCAGCCCUGACAUAACUGGGGUACUCUAUACGUCAGGACAUCUGCGAGGUGUGGACGUCGUCAUUAUCUUUGUGCCAUGCUAGGACGCCGCUGACCAGCCAUGGGCUUCAGAAGAGUGUCGCCGUUGGUGCGGAUCAGCGGGCGUGGGUGGCUCAGACUGGAUGCCCGUCACGCCGCCCUCACCGCCGCUGUAUACACAAUUUGCUCCUCGGUCUUGGUGACGCUGGUUUAUGGAUGGAGGCUGGUGGUCAACUGGCGACAUCCAAACCACCUUCAAGAUGUUUACUACGGUGUGCAGAUCUCCUACAUGUCAACACUGUGUACACACGUCACGCUCAUCGUCCUUAGCACCUUCCUUAUCAUCGGGAUCUGUAAGGAGCGGUGUGGGCUGGUAACGCCUUGGGUGGUGGCCAACAUCACCUUCAUGGCCCUGGAGGCUGUCUGCUGCAUGUAUUCCAACGUCCUCAGAGACCACAUUAAUAAGAAAUUCGACACGAUGUGUAAAGCGGAAAUGGCGUUUUUUGUUACAAGACUAUUUCUAAACAUCCUGGCACUGUGGGGCGUCAUGAGGUUCUACAGGAACAUCAGGUCGGGCGUCACCUACAAAGACCCGGAGGCCAUAGAGUUAUAGGAGCCAGGAGCCACGUUCUCAGGUCACGAUAACUUCCUUCUGAAACUGUGGUGUUAGCGUGAAGAGAGAGAUCUCUGGUUACCUUGUGCUUUACCGCCUGAUAUAAUUACGUUUGAUCAUGGUUUCCCAUAAGCUUGUUAGAAACCAUUAACACUGUCAUACUUUAAUGUAAACUAAUACUGUGAGACAAAAUAUAUCGCGUGACAAUACCUAUUUAGAAUACUAAUUGUUCCAGUGACAUCUGAUCCCAGGUGAGUGCAGAAAGUAAUAUUAGUUAUAGACAAACAGAAAAGAAGAAGAGACAUCUACGUUGCCAAAAGUGACUUAAGUAAUAUCAAUGAUUUCAUAACCACUUAAUGGGAUGCAACUUGUCCUUACUGGAAUUUAUUAAAUAAAAUUAAGUUAUAUCUAUAUUCGUCACAACAAAAUUAUAUUUAAACAGUUUGUAGAUGCAGAAAAGGGGAAUCACUGUGUAUGAACCUUUUUAAAGACAUAUUAUAAAUUAAAUUAAAUUCGUUUUAGUUCUUUAUUGAAGGAUACGAAAAUUUAGAACAGCAAGAUGCCUCUAAAUGUAUAUACUGUAUAUGUUCAUAGUGUGACGGAGAAAGAACUAGACAAAAUUGAUGAAGCUAGAAAAUCAAACUUACAAUCUUGAAUGUAUGUUUUGUUCAAAGUUUAAAAUUAAACAUGUAAUAAUAAAAUUAUAAGUGUA